UGUACUUGUAAAAAUCCAGAAAAUUGUAAAUGCUUCACUACUUGCGAUUGCACAAACCCGUGUAUUUGUGAUACUGCUCCGGUUAAAUCAGAUGAAUGUGUUUGUUUAUCUAAGCCUGAGAUAUCAGAUUUAGUAUGCACUUGUAGACGUACAGAUGACACAGCGGCAAAAAUAAAAAAGUUACGUAAAGGAAAACAUGGCUACCGGUGGUGCCACGAAGUUGAUCCUCGGCAUACAUUUUUCAAUUAUGCAUACGGAAGACACGAAAAGCUCAAGACUGAAGAAACAAUAAAUGAGCAGUUCCAAAUUAAAGGCCUACAUGAUAAGCAACACACUGACGAAUGUCCAAUCCAUGGCCCAAAACUUCCUAAAUUUGAAAAGAAACCAAGAAAACCGUCUUUGGAUUGUUGUAGUGCCGUUGGAGGCAUAAGCAUUUGUGUGGAGAGUCUCGGCGAGGACAAAGAUAAACUUCUUGUGCAAAUGGUUUCACAUUCGUCAAAGGAAGGUGCAAAAACAGGCUCCAAGCUUGUUAGUAUUCUAGAUUGUAACUUACACACGAUGGAAGAAAAUAGAGUCGAGCACGCUACAAAGAAAGACUUGACAAAAGAGCGGCGAAGCUACAUGGCUAUAUGUGAAAAUGGUUACUAUAACAAAGUGACGCGCAUUUGUGGCCAAAGAGAUGUGGUGAAGCGAUUCUACCAUGAUUUUGACAAAGCCCGCAACUUUGUACUAGAGGGUGCCAACCUAGUCCUGUUGCGUUACAUGGCCGUAAGACGGUUCAAAGGCACUGUAAAGACUGAUACUGUAAUGAUGGAUGGAACUAUCUGCGAGAGUGUUUAUAUUAGUCAUGGAGUUUCCCAAGGAGUAGUCAAUGCCACCCCAUUUUUUGUAGUGAAAAUCGAACGGCAUGUCAUUGAACCCUCGGGGUAUAUGCAUCAGACGUUGACGGUGUUAACUCUUAGAGGUUAUACAGUUAGUCAUGAGUGGGCGGACAACUGCUACAUAUUCCAUAUAAAUCCAUUGCUGCGCGUCGUCCCCGAAAGAGAUGAAAUCGAAAAGACAGCGCCGCUACGAGAUUCAUGGCGGCACGACCUGCAACUAAUGUCGGACUUUUUGGAAUUCAAGAGUACCCGAAUGUCGGAAGGUGGACGCUACGUCACAGAGAGCGGGACCCUCACAGGCACUGUCCGAGACUUCCUCCAAACCAUCCUCUUGCUACGUCCGCAAGACACGCUGCAUUUCACGAGGCAUUACUUCGCCACCGUACUGUCUGCCCUCGACCUCCCGCAUGACGAAUUCUUCGACCCUGCUUCAAAACAUGUCAGAUAUUAUUUCUUUGAAGAAUGAUUUAAUUUUGUUACAAUUAAGACAAAGAAAAGUAAACAAAUGGAAGCCUAAUGAGGGACUAAGAGUUUCUGUUCAGUUUCUGUAGAAAUAUCGCCAACGACGCAAGAA
Messenger RNA from Spodoptera exigua (beet armyworm), 1455 nucleotides. The record is from the annotation of a GenBank genome assembly. Lineage: Eukaryota; Metazoa; Arthropoda; Insecta; Lepidoptera; Noctuidae.